Alosa alosa (allis shad) is the source of this 3209-nucleotide messenger RNA. RefSeq names its product abhydrolase domain containing 2, acylglycerol lipase b (gene abhd2b). Gene Ontology annotation, molecular function: acetylesterase activity; monoacylglycerol lipase activity. Lineage: Eukaryota; Metazoa; Chordata; Actinopteri; Clupeiformes; Clupeidae. The coding region runs from base 326 to 1633 and encodes 435 amino acids. Gene Ontology annotation, biological process: sperm capacitation; acylglycerol catabolic process; medium-chain fatty acid catabolic process. The transcript has 11 exons. Gene Ontology annotation, cellular component: sperm plasma membrane; sperm flagellum. The record is from RefSeq and is a predicted model, not a curated record.
UGGCUCUCGCCCAAUGCUAGAGCCAUAUGCAAAUGAGCUGUCCUCAAAUGGAAGAGCUCAGUCGUCAGUGUUUGUUUUGUGCGUGGUGAGUUAGGCUACGGAGUGGAUGCUAUGUGACUGAUAAACUGAAAACCGUUUUAUUGACAUGGAUGUAAUUCGCGAGGAUAUUUUCGACUGCGUCUUGUGGUAUGACAUGAUAUGUGGAUACGACGCACGCAAGUUUCAUUUACUGCACAAUUGACUUGGUAGGCUAUUGAGGCCGCCUGGAGGCAGUGACCAAGACUUUCAUUGGCAAUAUAAGAGGCGUCAGGGAUCAUCUGGCAUUAUGAGUUCACACAACGAAGGAGAUUCUUACACCAUGGCACCCGAGAUGCCAGCCAUGUUUGAUGGCAUGAAGUUGGCAGCUGUGGCAACAGUGUUGUAUGUCAUUGUGCGGUACUUGAAUCUGAAAAGUCCCACCGCACCACCUGAUAUCACCUUCCAAGACACACCUCUCAACCUCUACAUCCUAAAGUCCUGCCCCAUCCUUACCAAAGACUAUAUUCCACCAUUACUAUGGGGUAAAAGUGGACAUUUCCAAACGGCUCUUUAUGGAAAGAUGGGACGCGUUGGCUCCCCACAUCCGAAUGGGCUUCGGAAAUACCUUCCCAUGCAAGAUGGAGCGACAGCCACCUUUGAUCUCUUUGAGCCUUUAUCUGACCAUAUUACAGGGGACGACAUUACCAUGGUGAUAUGCCCAGGGAUUGGCAACCACAGCGAGAAGCACUACAUCCGCACCUUUGUCGGUUACUCCCAGAGCCAAGGAUACAGAUGUGCCGUCCUGAAUCACCUGGGAGCGCUGCCAAACAUUGAGCUUACCUCACCCCGCAUGUUUACAUAUGGCUGCACAUGGGAGUUUGCUGCAAUGCUGGGCUACAUGAAGAAGGCUUUCCCCCAGACGCAGUUCAUUGUGGUCGGCUUCAGCCUGGGAGGGAACAUUGUCUGCAAGUUUCUUGGAGAGAACCGGACCAAUCAGGAGAGGGUGCUGUGCUGUGUCAGUGUCUGCCAGGGCUAUAGUGCCCUAAGGGCCCAGGAUACCUUCCUACAGUGGGACCAGUGCAGGAGGCUCUACAACUUCCUCAUGGCAGACAACAUGAAAAAGAUCAUCUUAUCACACAGGGGAAGCCUCUUUGGAAUGAAUUCAAGCAAAAUGAAGGAUGCAGACCUGAGCCACCUCUAUACAGCCACCUCCCUCAUGCAGAUAGACGACAACAUCAUGAGGAAGUUCCAUGGACACGACUCCUUAAAAGACUACUAUGAGAAGGAGAGCUGUGUGCACUAUAUCCAUAAUGUCAAUGUCCCACUCCUCCUGGUCAACUCAUCAGACGAUCCGCUUGUCCAUCAGUCUCUAUUAACGAUACCACGUGCACUUGCAGAAAAGAAGUCCAACGUGAUCUUUGCCCUGACGCUCCACGGGGGUCACCUGGGCUUCUUCGAGGGGGCGGCCCUCUUCCCCCAGCCCCUCACCUGGAUGGACAAGGUGAUCAUGAGCUACGCCAACGCCAUCUGCCAGUGGGAGAGGAAACGGCCUGCCUGCCAGGCGAGCUGCCCAGCGGCCACGCACCAGGACACAGAGGGCAAAGGCGAGGCCUAGCUCCCAAACCCCUCCUGCACCACACACACACUUCUGUUGUCCUUUUACCGACAGCCCAUCCACCUUAAACAACACAGUGCUGCUCUCCGCUGAGUCACUACAAAGGAGGUCGUCCCCUCACACAGCAGUUUACUUUCAGCUUGGUCUCCAUGUCCACGGGGCCGGUGGGAUACCUGGAGGAAUGACAUUGCUUGGCCUGUGCCAGUGUGGUCGCUACGCAGAGCACUCAUGAAUGGAGAGACCCACAAGCUGUUCAUGUUUUUAUCAACCAAGGAUCCUGUAGACACCCAGAGAGGGGACAGACUUGCUACAAAGUGUUUGUCAUUUACAUUCUUACAUUAUUUGAAAAACUGCUUUUUUUCUCUUCAGCUGUUUUAUUUCCUAUCGAAUAGCCUUUGGUAAGAAUGCUUGUAGACACAUUUUUUUUUCAUUUUGGUUUUUGUUUCAAUGUGAGACCUUUUGUGUCCUGUCUUACAAGAAAACUAUGUUACACUUCACAGUAGUAACAUAAGUCACUAAACCUUGAUUUAAAUGGUUCGUCCACUAUUGAAUUUUAAAGAACAUCACCAUACUUCAGCUACACCUGCCUUUAGUACUCCAAACAACUGAAACUUUAGUCCAAACUGUAUGGCGUUAGUAGAGAUGCCUGUCUUUUACACUCGUGCGUGACUUGUCCUCCUGUGAACCCUAAAGUUGCCUUAUCGCCUCCUGUCCUGUGCACCAGGCCUCAACCGGCUGUCCUGCUGUCCUGUGCACCAGGCCUCAACUGGCUGUUCUGUGAGACAGAGGCUCCACCUGGUGGUUCACUGCAGUCAGACCAAAUGCUCUUAGUCUUGGCUCUAGAAUUUAAUCCCAGUUCACUAAGUUGAUUGCACUAAUGGACAGUGAGGAGCAUGUACCUUAUGAUUCUACUUUGACAUUUUUAAAGUGAAUGUUACACUUACUAAUGUAGGAAGAGUAACCCAAAAUGGGUGGGUUUUUUUCUUGCCAUUGUGCAGGACAUAGCUGUGUCCCUCUCUACCAUUCAGAUUUGAGCAUGGGUAUUUGAGCAUGGGUAUUUGUCCACUGAGUUCAUGCAGGUGCGAUGCACAUCAGUAAAAUGAUGUGGCAGAUUUUAUUCUCCAGAGUAGUUUCUAGUACUGUAUGUGAGAGUGGGCACUUCAUCUGUGCAUAUGCUCAGACAAAAAAAAACAUAUUUUAGGGAGUCAGUUUUAGAUUGAUAUUUCAAUAUUUUCAUUUGAUUGUUGAUUUCACUGAUUCACUUUAGGUUCCUGCGUGUUGGGAUUUCCUGGUGUGUAUGUAAGUGCUCUUAAUGGGAGCCAGUGUCAUUUUAUUUGUAAAGGGAGAAGCCUAGUGAGCAACAUUGGAAAACCGAGGGAAGUCUAUGAGGAACAACCAGCACACAAGUGCAUUGGUGUCAUGACCUUCAGCUGGCUUUUGUGUUGAAACUCAAUACCCAACAGGGAGCAUAUUAUGGUCUUCAGUAGAACAUGGACCAUUACCUGUCUUUUGGCUGUUUGGGGAUAAAUAUAUUGGAAGGACCUUGGUUUAUCUGACUUCGGUUUGUGUCUUAUGU